Molecule: messenger RNA, 1146 nt
Organism: Gloeophyllum trabeum ATCC 11539
Lineage: Eukaryota; Fungi; Basidiomycota; Agaricomycetes; Gloeophyllales; Gloeophyllaceae
Product: peptidase M22, glycoprotease
Exons: 7
Coding region: 1-1146 (381 amino acids)
Biological process (GO): mitochondrial tRNA threonylcarbamoyladenosine modification
Cellular component (GO): mitochondrion
Source: RefSeq, a predicted model, not a curated record
AUGCUUCGUUGCGCUCCUCGACGCCUUGCUUCAUUACGAUGCACUAGCAAUUAUUCCCGGUAUUUCACAGUUUUGGCGUUGGAAUCGUCCGCAGACGACACAUGCGCCGCCGUGGUUACCUCUGAGCGACAGAUUUUAUCGAAUGUCGUGGUAUCCCAGAAUGAGCUACAUGCAAGUGCUGGGGGUAUCCAUCCAUAUGUUGCCAUCGCAGGUCAUCAAAGGAACAUGCCAGGUGCCAUAAGGCGGGCUUUGGAAGAGGCCAAGAUAGAGAUGUCGCAAGUCGACGGAAUCGCAUUCACAAGAGGCCCAGGAAUUGGCGGCUGCCUCAGCGUGUCCUCUAACGCUGCCAAGAAUCUCGCAGCAGCGCUGAACAAGCCCCUAGUAGGUGUCCAUCACAUGCAAGCUCAUGCCCUCACGCCUCUUCUAACCACCCCCAAGCCCUCCCUCCCUCACUUUCCGUUCCUGACACUUCUGGUCUCGGGCGGACACAGUCUCCUCGUGCUUGCAUCCUCCCUCACGAAGUUCGAGAUCCUCGCAACAACCGGCGAUGAGAGCGUCGGCCGCGCAUUCGACAAGGUCGCGCGCAUGCUCGGGCUCGACUGGGGAGAGAAAGGGUACGGCGCCGCGUUGGAAGCAUUCUGCGCCGAGGGCCGUCAGCAGUUCGGGAGCGAUACCAAUGUUGGCCCUGACAUAUCGAUUCCCCGGCCGAUGCCGCGUCAGCUCGCCUUCUCGUUCUCCUCCCUCCAUUCGAGCGUCGAGCGCUUCAUACAUGCGCGCGGCGGAAUCCAGAACCUGGAUACACGCGAGCGCUGGCGGCUCGCGAUGGCAUUCCAGGAGGCAGCGGUAGCACAGCUGGAGGAGAAGGUUGAGCUUGCGCUGGGGGUGUGCGCGAAGAGGGGACUCAGGAUCGGGGAUGUGGUGGUUAGUGGCGGGGUGGCGAGUAAUAUGUAUCUGAGGAGCAGGCUACACGAGUGUCUGUCCCGAUCAGAGAACACUUCUCCGAUCAACCUGCUGUUCCCCCCUCCCAAUCUAUGUCGAGACAACGCUGCGAUGAUCGCGUGGGCCGCUAUGCACCGCUUCCUUGCGGGAGACCUUGACGAGUACUCUAUCGAGCACCGGGCGAAAUGGAGCAUCGAGGAUAUUUAA